Labrus bergylta (ballan wrasse) is the source of this 2703-nucleotide messenger RNA. It is a transcript of the gene mon1a, whose product is annotated as MON1 secretory trafficking family member A. Gene Ontology annotation, biological process: protein targeting to vacuole; vesicle-mediated transport. Lineage: Eukaryota; Metazoa; Chordata; Actinopteri; Labriformes; Labridae. Gene Ontology annotation, cellular component: Mon1-Ccz1 complex. The record is from RefSeq and is a predicted model, not a curated record.
UAACAGGGCAUGUUGACUAGCAAGAACAAGUACUUUUGUCUUGUCCCUACUUGUGACCUAUCUGCACGUCAUGUGUCAAGCGAUUCGUUGAGCUCAACGAGCUAAUGUUGACAGCUCUGGAAAUGAAAGGUUUUGGUCGGUCUGUUCUGUCAGGUGUGUGUCCCUGCCAAAAGUAGCAGUGAUGGAUGGAGAAGCCCUGAGGCCGACUGCGUCAUGGGAGAAUGGUUAUCUGGCUCCUGUGGACCACCUCCGUUCCGACAGGGCAGAAAGUCCCACACCAGGUCUGGUGGAGGGAACUGAACCUGGUGCCGGUCAGAGGAGUGCUAUGUUUGUCCGUGCACAGUCUUUUGAAGAUCUGACUGCUGAGACUGAGGAGUUGGUUCGGAGGGAGGCUCAACUGGACAAACCCUUAGAGUCUGCAGAGGACCUCGAGGUGCUGGUGGGAGAGAAAAGCGUAGAGGACCAGCACAACAAUGAGAAUGCAUCUGAGAGUAGGACAAAGGAGGAAGAUGUGUCUAGUGAGGCAUGGAGGAGCCACAGAAAACAUGUGUUUGUGCUAAGCGAGGCUGGAAAGCCCAUCUACUCCCGCUACGGCACAGAGGAGGCCCUGUCCAGCACCAUGGGGGUGAUGAUGGCCCUUGUGUCAUUCGUUGAGGCAGAGAAGAACAUCAUUCGCUCCAUUCAUGCAGAUGGCUGUAAAGUGGUAUUCCUUGCCAAGAGCCCUCUGGUCCUGGUGGGCGUGUCCCGAACCUCUCAGUCAGACAAGGAGCUGCUGCGAGAGCUGCAGUACAUCUACUACCAGAUUGUCAGCCUGCUAACACUCACCCAACUGAACCACAUCUUCCAGCACAAGCAGAACUACGACCUGCGCCGCCUGCUGGCCGGCUCUGAGUACCUGACCGACAGCCUGCUGCAUCGACUGGACCGAGACCCCGGUCUGCUGCUUAGUGCUGUCACCUGCCUGCCUCUUCCCAGCUCCAACAGGGAUGUGGUGUCAUCGAGCCUGCAGGCAGCCAAAUCCAAAAGCCUUGUGUUCUCCAUCCUGCUGGCAGGGGAUCGCCUGGUGACUCUGGUGAGGAAAAAGGACCAAUUCCUGCACCAUAUAGACUUGAACCUGGUCUUCAACCUUGUAGGCUCCUCAUCGUCAUUCCGGGAGGGGGAAGGCUGGACGCCCAUCUGUUUGCCAAAGUUCAACACUGCAGGAUUUUUCCACGCUCACAUUUCUUAUCUUGAGCCUGCUUCUGAUCUCUGUCUGAUCCUGGUCUCUACUGAUCGAGAGGACUUUUUUAACAUGUCCGACUGCAAGCAACGGUUCCUGGAGAGGCUGAACAAGCGCAGUGCCUACCAGGCCCUGAAGGAGGCACUCAAGUGUCCAAGUUAUUGUGUGGAGCAGGUUGGCAUCCCAGAGCUGAGACACUUUCUGUAUAAAUCGAAGAGCUCAGGGUUGUACACCAGCCCAGCAUUUCCUGUAGUGUACCAGACUGAUGAAGAGCAGGAGAGGCUGAUGGAAUUGUACCAGGACCUUCAUAGCCGCUUGCAUCAUCCAACCAGACCUCUUCGCUCCUUGUAUCGCUGUACUGAAAGUGAAAACCUGAUGGCAUGGGUGACAAGUGGCUUCGAGCUCUACCUCUGCUUCAGUCCACUAGGGACCAAGGCCUUGGCUGUCUCUGCUGUCACCAAGUUGUUAAAGUGGAUCAGGAAGGAGGAGGAUCGCCUCUUCAUCCUGAGUCCUCUCACAUACUGAGCCUUUGCUAACAGUCCAGGUGUUAACAACAGCGACCAAUAAUGCACUAGUCAGUUCUGUGUUGAGAAAGAUUGUCAAAGCUAAGCUUUAUUCUUGCUUCUGGAUUCAUGGGAUUUCAUUCACAGAUUUGUGACAAGACGGUAUGGAUUGUGUAAUCAGGGUGAGUUAACGCUGUAUUUUAAUCCGCCAGAUUUUUAUGACUUUAAAAUGUAUGAUAUCGACAGGGUGGAGACGCAUCAUCAAUAUUGAUGGCAAAUCAACAACGACAUACUGUGGCGUUUGUAUGCUUUUGAAGUUGUUAUAAAUACAUAAUUAUUUUACUUUAACUGUCUUAAUUUGCCUCUGAGAUUAAAAAAAAAUGCUGCCUGUGUUUUUUAAUGCUAUCUGCUAAAUUACUUAAAAAAACUGGAAGUAAUUGAGCACCUAAAGCAGAAUUAUAAUCUCUUGUCAUAAGACGUAUUGUCAAAAUAUGGGUAAGGCACAUUCCUGCAUUUGAUGAUGACCAAUUACUGUAAGAACUAUUGUCAUUUUACCUCCAUGCACUUUCUUUAUGCAAAAGGCACUCCAAGAAAAAUGUGUUCCUAAAACUGUAACCUGUUUUCUACUGUCAUUUCAUUGUGUUAACAUGUAUUAUUAAUGUAACUACAUUUAUGUCCAUUCAUUUCCCAGCGUCAGUUAGAAUUUCCCUAUUAACACUUCACUACUGUCAUUCAGUAUAAUGAGCAUAAUAAUUGAGAAAAGUAUGUGAUAUUUUAUGUACUUGUGACUAAUCAUCAAAGUUUGCUGUAUUUCAUGGGGUCCUGCUUUGCUUAAUGAGUCCAACGAUGCCACAUCUGCCUUAAUUGUUUUUUGUGUACAAAGCCAAUAAAUAAAUGAUAACAUUAUAGAUGCAGGUUUAUGGCUGCUUAUAAAUGAAAGAAUAACUGAGUGGUAAGUAAUAAAACUGACUCUCUAACAGA